Molecule: messenger RNA, 2584 nt
Organism: Perognathus longimembris pacificus (Pacific pocket mouse)
Lineage: Eukaryota; Metazoa; Chordata; Mammalia; Rodentia; Heteromyidae
Gene: Gdf10
Product: growth differentiation factor 10
Exons: 3
Coding region: 208-1818 (536 amino acids)
Biological process (GO): SMAD protein signal transduction; BMP signaling pathway; osteoblast differentiation
Cellular component (GO): extracellular region
Molecular function (GO): growth factor activity; cytokine activity
Source: RefSeq, a predicted model, not a curated record
GCUGGGCGGUGGCGUCAGCCCCGAGCGGUCUGGGACGCAGCCCGGGUCCCCCACGAGGGCGCCGCUCGCUGCCGCACCCCGCCCCUCCCCUUCCCUCGAGCCCGCUUAGGCCCGGCGCGAAGGCCGUGGGCGGCAAAGUUUCUCCGCGCGUCAGCAGGACGGCAGCGCGCCCGCUCCGGACGGACGGCUGGGGCUCAGCCCGAGUGGAUGCCCCGAGCACCCCGCUGCCGAUCCCGCGCUGUCUCCGUACCUAGCAGCAUCCGGAGACCCCCAGUCUCCCGGGGAUCCCCACAUUUUCUCCAUCCACGGAGUCUGCCAGCGGCUCUGGUGACCCCGCGCUCUCCGCCGCCGUCCUGGGCUCGGGCCCGUGGCCGCUGUCACCCCGCCAUGGCUCGUGGACCCUCCAGGACCGGCUUGGGGUCCCGCCUGCUGCUACCGCUUCUGCAGCUGCUCCUGGUGCUUCGUGGCGCGGGCUGCAGCCACGCGGGCCCCUCCUGGUCCGCACUGCCAGAGACCGCCGACGGCCUGCGGGGACACAAGGACCCCCAGCACGCCUCAGGCGAAGCGGCAGCCGCGCUUGGCCCCGGCGCCCGGGACAUGGUCGCUGUCCACAUGCUCCGGCUCUAUGACAAAUACAGCCGGCGGGGAGCCCGUCCCGGGGGAGGCAACACGGUCCGCAGCUUUCGUGGCCGGCUGGAAAUGGUUGACCAGAAAGCCGUGUAUUUCUUCAACUUGACCUCCAUGCAGGACUCAGAAAUGAUCCUCACCACCACCUUCCACUUCUACUCGGAGCCACCGCAGUGGCCCCAGACCCGCGGGAUGUUAUGCAAGCCACGAGCCAAGAAUUCCUCCUGUCGCCUGCUUCCCCCAGGCCCACCAGCCCGCCUACACUUGCUCUUCCGAAGCCUCUCACAGAACACAGCCACGCAGGGGCUGCUCCGAGGGGCCAUGGCCCUGGCCACCCCACCACGGGGACUGUGGCAGGCCAAGGACAUCUCUUCUAUCGUCAAGGCAGCCCGCCGGGAUGGGGAGCUACUCCUCACCGUCCAGCUAGAAUCUGGGGAGAAGGACGCUGGGAUGCUGAAGCCCAGUCCCCAUGCUCCCUAUAUUCUCAUCUAUGCCAAUGACCUGGCCAUCGCUGAGCCCAACAGCGUGGCAGUGACCCUGCAGAGAUAUGACCCCUUCCCAUCUGGAGACUCUGAGCCCCGCACAGCCACCAAUAGCUCCUCAGAUCCCCGAGUUCGCAGGGCCACUCAGGCCUCUGGGCCCCUCCAGGACAAUGAGCUGCCUGGGCUGGAUGAGCGGCCAGCACAUGCCACCCACGGCCAGCAUUACCACAAGCAUGAGUUAUGGCCCAACCCCUUCCGGGCAUUGAAGCCCCGGCCAGGGCGAAAGGAUCGAAGGAAGAAGGGUCAGGAGAUGCUCUCCGCCUCCUCACAGGUGCUGGACUUUGACGAGAAGACCAUGCAGAAAGCCCGGAGACGACAGUGGGAUGAGCCCCGGGUCUGCUCCCGGAGGUACCUGAAGGUCGACUUCGCAGACAUCGGGUGGAACGAAUGGAUCAUCUCGCCCAAAUCCUUUGACGCUUACUACUGUGCAGGAGCCUGUGAGUUCCCCAUGCCCAAGAUUGUCCGCCCAUCCAACCAUGCCACCAUCCAGAGCAUCGUCAAAGCUGUGGGCAUUGUCCCCGGCAUCCCAGAGCCUUGCUGUGUUCCAGACAAGAUGAACUCCCUUGGAGUCCUUUUCCUGGAUGAGAACCGGAAUGUAGUUCUGAAGGUGUACCCCAACAUGUCUGUGGAAACCUGUGCCUGUCGGUAAGACAGGUCGGAAGGCGGUACUCCCAUCCCUGCCUAGCAGAGCAACAUUCUCUCAGCCUUCUCUUGCCAGACUGGGCCUGGGGCAGCUUCAAGUACAAGGCAGAGAGUACAGGCAAUCCUGCUGGCACCCAGAAACAUCUGACUGUCUAUUGGGGCAUUGAUAUGAAAGAUCUACAAUCUUUCCUUGCUAGUGACUUAGCCCCCUGGGUCCUCUGAAGGGAUGUGAAGUUGGUCCUGGCCUGAAGGUUGCUCAUUGAGAUAUAGGUGUCUACCAUGUUGGCAUGUGUGCUCACCAUCUUGAAGCUGGAGAGGCCCAUGCAAGAGUCACACUCAUUCCCUUUCCAUGCAAAACACCUCUGUGUAAUUGCCCAGUGUCAAAGCCUAUGAGCCACCUGAUGAAAAUGGUGCCUAAAUAAUGGCAUAAAAUGAGUAUUUUCUCUCACACCCCACUGCAAAAGCUCUUAUACAUGCAUAAGAGCACACAUAACCAGUAUGCAUUUCUUUCUCCUGAAAAAAAAAACAUAUAUACUUUAAAGCAAAAAUGAAGGACUUAACACCAUCUUUCACACAGAUAAUCAUGCUGGGUAGGUGAAGAUUGUUUAAAUAUGCAUCUGGAAAUAACACAGUAUAAUACAUUGGAAUACUAAAAAAUAACCCAAGAUUUUUUUUAUAUUUUUGUAAGUUAUACUUUGUAUACUGUAGAUUGUGUGUGGCCUGUGUUUUAUGGAAAGCUAAUAAAUUAAAGGUACUAUGGUAUCUUGGAAAAA